AUGGGAAUCAAUCGGCUUCGAGGAAGAAUACCUAUGGAUGUUGGAAGAUGCACAACUCUAAGAAGGGUCCUUCUUAAACAAAACAAAUUUACCGGGCCUCUUCCUGAUUUUGAAAGGAAUGUCAAUCUGUUAUACAUGGAGAUCAGCAACAAUGAAAUCAAUGGGUCAAUUCCAUCUAGUUUAGGAAACUGCACGAAUAUCACGGGUUUAAUGUUGUCCACGAACAAACUUAGCGGCCGUGUACCACCGGAGUUGGGAAGACUUGUUAAUCUUCGGACGCUCGAUUUUGGUCAUAAUAACUUAGAAGGUCCUUUACCUUUUCAGCUCUCAAACCGUACCAAAAUGUACUACAGCUUGGCAGAAAUAUGUUACCAAUUAUGUUCACAAGCAAAACAAGCCCUACCGAUAAAGGAUUCAUUUGAAUGA
Messenger RNA from Vicia faba (fava bean), 426 nucleotides. Lineage: Eukaryota; Viridiplantae; Streptophyta; Magnoliopsida; Fabales; Fabaceae. The record is from the annotation of a GenBank genome assembly.